AGUGUACCUAGAGAUAUAGUAAGUGUAUAUUCAGUAGUACAACUAUAUAAAUCGCGCUAUGUUCGAUUAUUCCUAGUUGAUUUUAUUGGUGAAAAUAUUAACAUUUUGUCCGUAGAUAGUAUAUGUAAAAAUCGCACAAUAUUUCGUGCUAAUCAAUAUUGAAUGCUGCAUGUGUAUGUUGUAAAAUUGCACUGAUUCUGUCCUCAGCGGUCCAGUUUUAGAUCCUGAUCAAAUACUGCUUGCCGGAGCACACAACAGUUUUAGCAACCCGCCGCCAGGUCUGGGUUCUGGACAGGACCCGGCUACCCAAACGUGUGGGCUCACCAGGCCCUUCUGUACCAAGUCCCGCUACCGUUCCAUAGACGGAUCUUGUAAUAACCUACUACGCCCAGCUUGGGGCACGCCGCAGACGCCUUAUGGAAGACUUGUGCCUUACAAUUAUGCUGACGGUAUAAACGCGUGGCCCCGGUCAGUGACAGGCGCACCGUUGCCAAAUCCUCGUGAGAUCAGCUUAAGGUUGUUCCCUGACAGGCAGCUCAUCGAUCCUCUGUGGAACUUGAACGCCCAGCAAUGGGGACAGAUUAUAACACACGACAUGUCCUUGACAGCUGGCGUGGCGCAGUCCCAUAAGGAUCAAAUAACGUGCUGUACGGACAACGGGCAGCUUGCAGCUGACGCGCCUACCAAUCCUUUCUGUGCGCCCAUCAUCGUACCUCCAAACGACCCUGUGCACGCCUCUCAAGGGACUCAGUGCUUUAACUUCGUGCGGACCACUACAACCAGAGAUAGAGGAUGCACCGCGCCCAAUGCACCUGCUGAACCGUUGUCCACGGUGACUGCGUACAUGGAUCUGUCCCUGGUAUAUGGCAGUAGCGCAGGACAAGCUGCACCAAUCCGCGCCGGCGUCGGAGGGCGUAUGCUGACCGUACUGAGAACUGGACGCGAAUGGCCUCCCCAAGACCCGAACAUCACUCUCACUUGCGAGUCUGCGCAGUCUCUCAACGAACCAUGUUAUUUGACAGGUGAUAUAAGAGUCAAUCAGAACCCGCAGUUAACAGUACUCCAGAUCAUUCUACUGCGUGAACACAACAGGAUAGCCGAUGCUCUGCAGCAACUGAACCCUCACUGGAGCGACGAGGUUGUGUUCCAAGAAGCAAGGAGGAUCCACAUCGCUGAAAUUCAACAUAUCAACUAUUAUGAAUACUUGCCGAUAUUCCUUGGGUUUGAAAACAUGGUGAAAAACAAGUUGAUCUACCCGGGCGCUCACGGCUAUGUCAACGAUUAUAAUCCCAGCGUGGAUCCUUCUAUUUUGGACGAGCACGCCACGGCAGCUUUCAGGCAUUUCCACACUUUGAUUCGAGGGUAUUUGAAUCCUGUAGUGCUGGAAGCGUAUUUAGAAAAGGAAAAUGACAAUUUCAUAGCACUCAAAGAAGACAAAAGUGAAGAUGUAUUAACAGAAAAUGAUCAAGUUGGCACAGAGAAAGCUCAAAACAACCACUACAUCUAA
Messenger RNA from Manduca sexta (tobacco hornworm), 1507 nucleotides. Its product is annotated as peroxidase-like. NCBI's taxonomy places the organism in Eukaryota, Metazoa, Arthropoda, Insecta, Lepidoptera, Sphingidae. Gene Ontology annotation, molecular function: peroxidase activity; heme binding. The transcript is spliced from 8 exons. Gene Ontology annotation, biological process: response to oxidative stress. The record is from RefSeq and is a predicted model, not a curated record. The coding region runs from base 596 to 1507 and encodes 303 amino acids.